Molecule: messenger RNA, 375 nt
Organism: Trypanosoma theileri
Lineage: Eukaryota; Euglenozoa; Kinetoplastea; Trypanosomatida; Trypanosomatidae
Exons: 1
Source: RefSeq, a predicted model, not a curated record
AUGUCCCACUACCGUAGAAGACUCAGUUUAUUGGUUUUGGCGAGUGUCCUUGUACUGUUAGUUCUCUACACUAAUUCAAGAGAAGAUUUUUGGACGAGUAACGAACUAGUGCAAGGGUCGACUGUAGAGACAACCGCUUUAUUCCAUCCUGAUGAAGGGAAUGGGUCAUCUGAACCGCAUUUGGGCUGGAGUGCAACCAUGUGUGAUCCCAGAUCGUGGCUAAAGAGGGGGAAGCUGCGUCAAUACUGCCAGAAGUAUGCACAUCUGAAUGUGCCUGCUUCUCCCGUGUACUGUGAGAGGUUUCUGCGCCCCGGGAUGCCUCCGUGUGGGUUUUACGUUGGAGGUGUGUUCAGGAAGCCACUGAAGCUGCUCUCA